GGCAAUCUCAUCCAUGCAAGGAACCUGGACUUUGGACUGUUCAUGGGAUGGGAUUUAAAGAACAGGUCUUGGGUCAUCACAGAGAAGCUGAAGCCUCUGGUUGUCAACAUAGACUUCACGCGAAAUGGCCAGACAGUCUUCAAAUCCACCAAUUUUGCAGGAUAUGUCGGGAUGUUGACCGGCAUUCAUCAGAACUCGUUCACUCUCACUAUGAAUGAGCGAUUCAGUCUGGAUGGAGGAUACAUCGGGAUUCUGGAGUGGAUCUUGGGAAAGAGAGACGGCAUGUGGAUGAGUUUCCUGACUCGCUCAGUGCUGGAGAAUGCAACUAGUUAUGAAAGUGCCAAGGCUCUGCUGUCUGAUACUAAGCUGUUGGCUCCAGCCUACUUUAUCCUGGGGGGAAACCAGUCGGGUGAAGCCUGCAUUAUAACCAGAUCCAGAACACAAAACAUCAGCCCGCUGGAGCUGAAUGUGAAGAACGGCAGGUGGUAUGUGUUGGAGACGAACUAUGACCAUUGGAAAGAGCCUCUGUUUUUGGACGACCGCAGAACUCCGGCUAUGAAAUGCAUGAAUCAGACCACACAGACUAAUAUCUCAGUAAAGACGGUUUAUGACGUUCUGUCCACUAAGCCAGUCUUAAAUAAGUUGACCACAUACACUACUCUUAUGGAAGUUUCUAAGGGAACACUGGAGUCUUUUAUUCGUGACUGUCCAAAUCCCUGCAUGCCCUGGUGAAGAACUCAAGACCAUAGUACACUUCUGCACUCUAUCUGAAGACAGCAAAAUAUGAUGAAUGUGAGUGUCUCUGUUUAGGAAGGGAAAUAAUUCUAAUUUUAGCACUGUUCAAAUCAGCAGUCUUACAUUUUAAAAGGUUUGCAACAUCUGAUUCAGAAUCACAUGAGCUUUGUUGGGUAUAUAAUCAAGCUUAACCUGUCAAACAGGUAGAACAGCUUAUUUAACACAGGUCUAAGGAUGUGUUAUCAAACAAAAUGCACUGAGAAUGUUUAUUGCGCAUGACAUAUUGUACAUAAUUUUUAAUCAAAUUUUUUUUGGAUGUGAUUGUAUCUUUUUUGUUGUUUUUGUAAUGAUAUAUUAGCGUCUGGAAAAUACAAGUAGAACAUAUUUCAACUUGAUAAUCAACACUACUGGUGCCUUAAUAAUAAAUCAUUGACCAAAA
Molecule: messenger RNA, 1174 nt
Organism: Danio rerio (zebrafish)
Lineage: Eukaryota; Metazoa; Chordata; Actinopteri; Cypriniformes; Danionidae
Gene: asah1b
Product: N-acylsphingosine amidohydrolase 1b
Biological process (GO): lipid metabolic process; fatty acid metabolic process
Cellular component (GO): lysosome; extracellular region
Molecular function (GO): fatty acid amide hydrolase activity; hydrolase activity, acting on carbon-nitrogen (but not peptide) bonds; N-acylsphingosine amidohydrolase activity
Source: RefSeq, marked provisional